UGCAGCAGCAGCAGGCAGAGGGAGACGGUGGAAGGUAAAGCAGGGAGGCAGCAUCAUGGCGGACAGAGACAGUGGUAGUGACCACGGAGGGCCCACCGCGGGCCCCGGCGGCUCGCUGCCUCCGGGUCCGAUGGGCGCAAUGUCCCGGCUGCAGCACGACACCGAGGAGCUCGCCUCCAAGCGCGUCGACAUCCAGAACAAGCGCUUCUACCUGGACGUGAAGCAGAACGUGAAAGGCCGCUUCCUAAAGAUAGCCGAGGUCGGGGCUGGGGGGAACAAGAGCCGCCUCACGCUCUCCAUGUCGGUGGCCGUGGAGUUCCGCGAUUACCUCGGCGACUUUAUCGAACAUUACGCGCAGCUGGGCCCGACCAACCCGGACAUAGUGCAGGAUGAACCCCGGCGGGCCCUCAAGAGCGAAUUCCUGGUGCGGGAGAAUCGGAAAUAUUACAUGGAUCUGAAGGAGAACCAGAGGGGGCGGUUCCUAAGGAUCCGACAGACCGUUAAUCGGGGGCCCGGAUUGGGAAGCGCGCAAGGCCAGACCAUCGCUCUGCCGGCGCAGGGACUCAUCGAGUUCCGCGACGCACUGGCCAAGCUCAUCGACGACUACGGCGUGGACGAGGAGCCGGCGGAGCUCCCGGAGGGCACCUCGCUCACGGUCGACAACAAGCGCUUCUUCUUCGACGUGGGCUCCAACAAGUACGGGGUGUUCAUGCGGGUCAGCGAGGUGAAGCCCACGUACCGCAACUCCAUCACGGUGCCGUGCAAAGUGUGGUCCAAAUUCGGCAACACCUUCUGUAAAUACGCGGAGGAGAUGAGGAAGAUCCAGGAGAGGAGUAGAGAGAAACGGGCCUCCGAACUGCUACCUGAGGGCCCGCACGGCGGAGACGACGGCGACGACGACUGACGCGGCGGUGGUGGUCGGGAGAGCAGACACGAAACACAACAACAACAACAACAACAACCGAGACUUUAACUGAACUCCGAGAGGGGGAAAAACCAGACUUUUAACUGUAUAAUAGAAAGAGAAUCUCCAAGGGAAUCACCCCACACACACAACCUCCACAGACAAGGCAGCACAUCUGCUGUCUCCUCCGCUCAUUUUACUGGAUGUCACCCCCCCCACUUACCACCCAUGUAACAGUAAGCCGCUGCUAUCAAGGAUCGAACUAAUAUUUCUUACUGAAAUAUGGCCUUUCCUGACUACAUGACGAUGGUGCUUACUUUGGCUUUGACAUCAAGCUCAUCCUAUACAUCUCAACAUCAUCAUAACUCGCGUCCUUACACUUCAUUACUUUCUGUUAUGUACUCUCACUACCUUAUUAAAUUUCCGUUGAUGGCAAAAAAAAGGUGUGCUGUUUUGUACAUUGCUGUUUGUUUUAAUGUUGGGGAGCCUUGUUGUCUGAAAAAUGACUAAUAGCGCAAUAAAAAGUCA
Anoplopoma fimbria (sablefish) is the source of this 1432-nucleotide messenger RNA. It is a transcript of the gene purab, whose product is annotated as purine-rich element binding protein Ab. Gene Ontology annotation, cellular component: nucleus. Lineage: Eukaryota; Metazoa; Chordata; Actinopteri; Perciformes; Anoplopomatidae. The record is from RefSeq and is a predicted model, not a curated record. Gene Ontology annotation, molecular function: DNA-binding transcription factor activity, RNA polymerase II-specific; purine-rich negative regulatory element binding; RNA polymerase II transcription regulatory region sequence-specific DNA binding. The coding region runs from base 56 to 904 and encodes 282 amino acids. The transcript is spliced from 2 exons. Gene Ontology annotation, biological process: regulation of transcription by RNA polymerase II.